CUCCUGCUGUUUUAGCAGUCGCGGCAGCCGGUGGCCGAAAACCAACGCGAACAGAAGCGCUGCUUCCUCCACGUCCGUUCUCUGAUCAUGGGCAAAGGCAGAAGUGGAAGAUUCAAGGACCAUCACCAUCACAGAGGGCAAUCCAGCAAAACCCAUCAAGCUGUGAGGGAAGAUGAGUCCCUACCGAGUGAGCCAGUUGAUAGGGAGAAGGAGGAGGAGAGUACAGUGCCCAAAAUUCAGCUUGCAAUGUGGGAUUUUGGGCAAUGUGAUGCAAAAAGGUGCACGGGACGGAAACUUUCAAGAUUUGGCUUGAUAAAAGAGCUGCGCGUGAAUAGUGGGUUUGGUGGCAUUGCUUUGAGUCCUGUUGGGAAACAGUGUGUCUCAAAAGAAGACUACAAUUUAAUCAAGAGGAAAGGAUUGGCUGUUGUUGACUGUUCAUGGGCACGCUUGAGUGAUGUACCUUUCAUAAAACUUCGGUGUUCUGCUCCACGCCUCUUGCCUUGGCUUGUAGCAGCUAAUCCAGUAAAUUAUGGUCGACCGUGUGAGCUAUCAUGUGUUGAGGCAUUGUCUGCCGCUCUCAUAAUAUGUGGAGAAGAGGAAACUGCAAAUUUGUUGCUGGGAAAGUUCAAGUGGGGUCAUGCUUUUCUUUCUCUAAAUAGGGAACUUCUCAAAGCAUACUCUCAAUGUGAAAAUGGUGCUGAUAUUAUUUCGGUCCAAAAUUCAUGGCUUUCCCAACAGAAAGAAAUUCCGAAGGUCCCAGCCGACGUAGAAGGGACGGCCACGGAAUCCCAUGACGAGGACGAGGACGAGGACUCGUGUGAUUCUGAAGAUGGGCUUCCACCUCUGGAGAGGAACAUGAAUCAUUUAGUGCUCCAGGACAGUGAAGAUGAGAGCGAGUAGCUGUUGUUGACUAUGGUCCGUUCAUGCUUUCGCUGUGACAGUGUCCCAUCUCUCUUUUUAUCUUCUUAGUUGGCUUCUGCUCUGUAUAUGGAGAAGUUUUAAUUAGCGGGUUUGGUAGGAUCAGCUUUCAUGUCAUGGUAGGACGUUUUUGUGCUUGAAUUGUGGAUCAUGUUGAGCUGCUCCCUGCCAUGCGGCAGUUAUCUGAGUAAGGUUGUUUGAAACUUUUGUGCAUCUGCUGGUGAGUGAGCUUGAUAGAGAAAAGAAAAGGCAUGGGAGUGAGUAGAGUUUUGCUCAGAAAGAAAUCUUUCAGGAGUUUCUUCUCCAAACACAUUGUAAAAUUCUCCUUUUCUCUUAUGCACCCCAUGUAAGGCACUUUGCUAUUGAGAGGAGAGAGAGGAUUGAAUGGAUUUCGACCUUUCUCAGAAAAGCCCCAUUUAAAAAGCGUGGGUUGUGACUAUCAAGACUUUGCUACAUUUUCUGGAAAUCGAAUGUGAUCUCUGUACAUUGCUCGAAGAA
This is a messenger RNA of Syzygium oleosum, 1416 nucleotides long. RefSeq lists its product as uncharacterized. The coding region runs from base 88 to 900 and encodes 270 amino acids. The record is from RefSeq and is a predicted model, not a curated record. Gene Ontology annotation, biological process: maturation of SSU-rRNA. Gene Ontology annotation, molecular function: rRNA small subunit aminocarboxypropyltransferase activity. The transcript has 10 exons. Lineage: Eukaryota; Viridiplantae; Streptophyta; Magnoliopsida; Myrtales; Myrtaceae.